AGAGUAUGCGAAAGAGUGGAGCAGUUGUGAUGUUUUGAUGAAGCCACACUUUACCAAAAGAUUCAGUUCUAGAAGAGAGGCUUUUAUUCGGAGUCGAGCCUCUGCUUCGGAGCUUCUGAUUCACACGUAACAAUUCUAGUGUGCAGAGCUUUUUUUUUUUUAAUUAGUUAGCCAGUGUGGCUAAGUAGCCGUUAGCUCUGAGUAACCAUGGAGGAUGAAGACGUGUCUGAUAACUGGGAGGAAGCAGCAGAUAGCGGAGAGAUCGAGAGGCGACUUGAAGCGAAGCUGAAGAUGAGUCAGAAGUCUGAGAGUGUACCUGUGAAGACGGGUGUAGUGAUCCAGGACGAGUCCCUGCCCGCCGCCCCGCCUCCCCAGAUCCGUAUCCUGAAGCGCCCUCCCAGUAAUGGCAUCCUAAACUCACCGGGCGCGAGCACUCGACCCACACAGCAACCCAAGUCUCUGAAACAGAGAGAGGCCGAGUACGCCGAGGCCCGGAGGAGGAUUCUGGGUAGCGCCAGUGCUGAAGAACCCGUUCGGGAGAGAGAGGACUCGGACAGAUCAGCGACAGACCCUCUCCAGACGAACAGUAACGUUAUUCGGCAGCCCCGGGGGCCGGACGGCACUUCAGGGUUCCGCCUCAGCAGAUAGAGAGACAGUGAGUGCCCAGGACAUAAAGAAAACCAGAGCUGCUUCGGUAGCCGGUCCCCACUUUUCAGGUUGAAAAAGGGACGAUGCCAUGACCGCGUGAUCGUCGUCUCAGUGCGUACACUCCGAGUCUCUCUAACACUCGCUGGGGUCCAGGCAGGAAUCACUGCAGUGUUAGAACGCGGGUUCAAAGCGCCUUUGACCUGCCCAAACAAAAAUUUUAAGGAAACAGUUAGUUAAUUAUGGUAAAACACAGAAUUAGUUAAGCUUCAGGGAUGUCAAUCCGUCCAACCACACGUGCAGUCUCAGGAGGAUGGAAGAGACACCCGGAGACCGCAGCAACCCAGCAGCGAGGAGAAGCACAGUGAGAGCUCUACAGAAAGCUCUCCAGCUGGAUACUGGUGCACAUGUUUCUGACCAAACACAGCGUGGCAUGAGACUUGCACAGCAUCCAGUAUGACCUGUGUUCACGGCCCACCAUUGGCACCUCAUUCAUGUUUACACUGAGAACACGUGACGGACGUGAAAGAGUCUAGGAGUCUUGAGAUGGCGUGGUCCAAAAUUGUGAUGCUUCAGCCGUUUGGCGGUGGGUCAGUGAUGGUCCAGUGGGACGCACAGAGCGUCGUGUCAUAGCCAACGGAGCCCUUUCUGCUCAGAGGUACUGGAGGAAAUCCUCAUCGAGAUCAGACCUGCAGUGGGCACUGAUGGAGGAGGACCGGUGGAGGACGAGGCCCAGCCUUAUGCGACAGGGUGGUUAGACAUUGUCUGGUCCUCGUGUCCCCCAGACCUGAAUCUUGUCAAGCGCCUACAGGACAUCGUGUGUCUCUGUAUCGGAUGCCACAACGGAUGUCCAGGAGCUCGCCGAUGCCCUGCUCCGGGUCUGAUGGGAGACACCGACUCAUCAGGAACAUGCCCGGGCGUGGUCGGGUCGGGAGCGCGUAGUUCUGAGUCAUGUUACGAGGAGCCAGUGUGGUUUUGAACACACUCCUUCACUGACUGUUAUGUCGUUGAUUGUUAUCAGGACAUGAAGUAGAUCUGAACCAGAUUAAACUGCAGCAGCCCUUUAACUCUAAAAUAACGUCCACACAACAGGUUUAUAAUUUAGAUCUUCACCGAUCAGGCUCAUGGUUUAAAUGCGUGUUUUAAAAUGUGUUUGUGUCUUUGUGUGUGUUUGUGUUUAUUAGUACUGUAGAACUCCUUUGUUUCUGAUCUUUAGACAGACACAUCAUGGUUUGUAUAACGCAAAAUAUUUUAUGAGCCUCAGACCUUUCUGUGGUCGAGAACAAACCCAAACCGAACUAGCCCUGAACCCAGUACUGCAUCGAAAAUGCUCUUUGUGAAGGUACGAGAUAAUUACAACACAGACAGAUUUUAAAAAUUUAUACAACCAGAAGUAUUCCUGACGAUUGAUUUAUGUAAACAUCACAUUGUGAACAUCUUUUAAGUUGUUAGGGGAUUUCCCCGUCUUUAUCGGGAGCAUUUCAGUAUUUAGGUUUGUCCUGUUUUAAGUCUGAAGCCUCACUUCCUUCAGUCAGAAGCAGGUGUUAUUCUGCACACAGGAAGUUGCCUCUGCAGAAAUCUUCACCAGCCACUUUCACUUCCUUAAACUGACUUGAAACUCCCAACAUUUUAAAUAUUAAGUUGUUGUUUUUUUUCCACCCACUGUCACUACGGUUUUCUGUAGAACUCGGUCAUGAAGAUCAAAUAAAACAGCAGGUUUCAGUAACCGAUGAACCCUGAGAACCCCCCCGUGGUGUGUGUACUGUGUAAUCCAGGUGUGGUGGUGAUGCGUCAGGAGGUGAUCUCUAAUAAACACACACUGUAGGUAGGGUUAGUGAGUACGCACAGGCAGUAAUUAAGUCUGUGUGCUUCGGUCGAAGUGUUUAUUUUCCCACAAUCCUCUGCCUUAAUUACAGCAUGCUGUCUGGUGUCGUACUUACUGAAUGUUUAGGGGAAAAAAAUCAUUCUGGAGUUUUAUCUUUUUCUGUCACAAAUGUUCUUUGUUUUAUGUGUCAUUAAAUGAUUUGGUUAGCCUUCUGCAUUCAUUUA
Clarias gariepinus (North African catfish) is the source of this 2694-nucleotide messenger RNA. Its product is annotated as SUZ domain-containing protein 1-like. The record is from RefSeq and is a predicted model, not a curated record. Lineage: Eukaryota; Metazoa; Chordata; Actinopteri; Siluriformes; Clariidae. The transcript is spliced from 4 exons. The coding region runs from base 208 to 648 and encodes 146 amino acids.